AUCUCAAUAAUGUCCCUCUCCCUCCUUAAUCCGUUCACCAUCAACGUUACCAAAUCUGCAAAACCCUAAUGACCUCGUGGAGACUUGGACCCAUUAGCUGCAAAACACAACACGGCACCACACCAACAUAUUUGUCACGUGCACCUUGGCAUAUAUAGCACCUACAUUUUCCCUUUCCCUUUCCCUGCAAGCUCCGAUUACUCCUCGGCUCCUCCCCAAUUUUCCCACUACUACGCCGCCACUCUCACACGCGCCACCAUGCAAUCCACCUUCGUCUCGCCACGUGCCAACCCAACCAAAGUCGCAAACCCUUUCCAUGGCGUCAUUAGUCAGCCCCAUUUCUUGACACGCCCCUCGUCUCUCCGCGUUGUAGCACAAUCGCAGCCUGUUGUUGCCACAGACCCUUCACAGGCAUCUACCGUAGCUCACAAACUGAACAAGUACAGUUCUCGCAUCACUGAGCCCAAAUCCCAAGGCGGGUCACAAGCAAUCCUCCAUGGAGUUGGUCUAUCAGACGAAGACCUCAAUAAACCUCAGAUAGGUAUCUCCUCAGUCUGGUACGAAGGGAACACUUGCAAUAUGCACUUGCUGAGGCUAUCAGAGGCUGUUAAGGAAGGAGUGAAAGAGGCAGGGAUGGUUGGCUUCAGGUUUAACACAAUUGGGGUCAGCGAUGCUAUCUCUAUGGGAACUAGAGGGAUGUGUUAUAGCUUGCAAAGUAGAGAUUUGAUUGCGGAUAGUAUUGAGACUGUCAUGAGUGCUCAGUGGUAUGACGGGAAUAUCUCCAUCCCUGGUUGCGAUAAAAAUAUGCCAGGUACAAUUAUGGCAAUGGGGAGGCUCAAUCGACCUAGUAUUAUGGUUUAUGGUGGAACCAUAAAGCCCGGACAUUAUAAUGGUCAUUCUUAUGAUAUAAUAUCUGCCUUUCAGGUUUAUGGAGAAUACGUAAAUGGUUCUAUAAGUGAUGAGGAUAGAAAAAAUGUAGUCCACAAUUCGUGCCCUGGUGCAGGGGCUUGUGGUGGAAUGUAUACAGCUAACACAAUGGCUUCUGCUAUCGAGGCCAUGGGAAUGUGUCUUCCUUACAGCUCUUCAAUACCUGCUGAAAACCCAUUGAAGUUGGAUGAGUGCCGUUUAGCUGGAAAGUAUCUUUUAGAAUUAUUGAAAAUGGACUUGAAACCACAAGAUAUUAUCACUCCUCAGUCACUACGUAAUGCAAUGGUUGUUGUCAUGGCAUUGGGUGGGUCUACCAAUGCUGUGUUACACUUAAUUCCAAUUGCCAGGUCUGUUGGACUGGAGUUAACACUUGAAGAUUUCCAGAAGGUUAGCGAUGAGGUUCCAUUCCUUGCAGAUCUAAAGCCUAGUGGUAAAUAUGUCAUGGAGGAUGUGCAUAAGAUUGGAGGAACACCUGCAGUCCUUCGCUAUCUUUUGGAACAUGGUUUUCUGGAUGGGGAUUGUUUGACUGUGACUGGGAAGACAUUGGCUGAAAAUGUGCAAAACUGCCCACCUUUGUCUGAGGGACAGGACAUAAUAAGGCCAUUGGAGAACCCCAUCAAGAAAACAGGUCACAUCCAAAUAUUACGAGGGAAUCUUGCACCAGAGGGUUCUGUAGCAAAAAUCACUGGAAAAGAAGGACUCUAUUUCUCUGGUCCUGCACUUGUCUUUGAAGGAGAGGAAGCUAUGCUUGCAGCUAUCUCGGAAAAUCCUAUGAAUUUUAAGGGGAAAGUAGUAGUUAUAAGAGGUGAGGGGCCUAAGGGAGGACCAGGCAUGCCUGAAAUGCUAACUCCAACAAGUGCAAUCAUGGGAGCUGGUCUCGGGAAGGAUUGUGCAUUGUUGACUGAUGGUAGGUUUUCAGGAGGUUCUCAUGGAUUUGUUGUUGGUCAUAUAUGCCCCGAAGCACAGGAAGGUGGUCCAAUUGGUCUCGUUAGAAAUGGCGACAUCAUCAGAAUUGAUGUCCGAGAGAGGAGAAUAGAUGUUGAUGUAACAGACCAGGAAAUGGAAGAACGAAGAAAGAAUUGGACUCCCCCUCCAUAUAAGGCUACAUGUGGAGUUUUGUACAAGUACAUCAAGAACGUACAAUCAGCUUCCAGGGGAUGUGUGACUGAUGAGUAGUGGAGAGGACAAUGUUUAGGACUGUAGAGUGCGAUGGAAGCACAAAUCUUUGCUUGCCAGACUGCUGUAUCGGGCAACUUAUUCUGGCUCUUACUAGGAUUUUCAUUUGGCCCUUCAACUAUUGUUUCGUCUGUGAAAUUUUUAUUACUUUCUAUGUAUUUGCUUUCUUUGUGUCAUGUAAUCUUCUCAAUAAAAUUUUGACAUCUAUUCAGAAUUUAUAGGCAAUUCAUUG
Molecule: messenger RNA, 2335 nt
Organism: Hevea brasiliensis (rubber tree)
Lineage: Eukaryota; Viridiplantae; Streptophyta; Magnoliopsida; Malpighiales; Euphorbiaceae
Product: dihydroxy-acid dehydratase, chloroplastic
Exons: 14
Coding region: 259-2103 (614 amino acids)
Biological process (GO): branched-chain amino acid biosynthetic process
Cellular component (GO): chloroplast stroma
Molecular function (GO): dihydroxy-acid dehydratase activity
Source: RefSeq, a predicted model, not a curated record